Messenger RNA from Acipenser ruthenus (sterlet), 2446 nucleotides. RefSeq names its product transmembrane protein 106B-like. The transcript has 9 exons. The coding region runs from base 309 to 1103 and encodes 264 amino acids. Lineage: Eukaryota; Metazoa; Chordata; Actinopteri; Acipenseriformes; Acipenseridae. The record is from RefSeq and is a predicted model, not a curated record.
UUGGAUAGAGGAAGUAUAGCGUUUACCACUGUGUAUUGUCAUUGCACUAAAAGAUCGCGCACAUUCUUAACUUUCAUAACAUCACUGGCUACAGAAACGAAUUGAUUUGGACCAGUGGGUCGGCUCAGAUUUGCUAAAAAGGCAUCCAUUGUGAAAUGAAAGAUGACGCCACAAUGAUUUAAAAGAAAAAAAAAAGAAAAACCAGCGGGCUGUGACGGUUAAACAAGUCAAUUGUAACAUUGAAGAGAUGGGCUUUGUAUCAGAAAACUGGUGACAGAGUUGGAAAUCACGUGUGACAGGGAAGUGCCAUGGGGGGCUCCAUCGCUACUCUAGCCAAACCUGAGGACCUGGAGUCAGAGGAGCAGGAUGAAAAGACACCUGUGUUGCCACCAAACAAGAGGAGCUCAGGGACCAGCUACCAGAGCAUCAAUGGAACAGCAUCAGGCUCCUACCUAGACGUUGCAGGGCAGAGUAGCAUGAACUGCCCAUCCUGCCAGGGAACAGGCCGGAUCCCCAGGGGUCAAGAGGAACAUCUGGUGGCUUUGAUCCCAUACAGCGACCAGAGGCUUCAACCUAGUCGCACGAAGCUGUAUGUGUGUGUCUCUGUCGUGAUCUGUUUGCUGGCCUCGGCUCUGGUUAUCUUCUUUGUGUUUCCCCGGACUAUCACAGUGACAGCAGUGGGCGUUAAGUCAGCCUUUGUUUGGUACCCACAGUAUGCCGUCAGCAUGAAUAUUACAAACAUUGUGGAAAUCAGCAACGAUAACUUCUACAGCAUCCGUGUCUCCAGUCUCAGUCUGCAGGUUCUGUGGUAUGAAACCAUGGUUGGGAAAGUGAAGAGCGAAAAUAUUACUAUCGUCAAACCUCUCAGCAAGAACCGGUUUUCUUAUACAGUUGGAAUCCAAGUCAAUGAUCCUGGAAUUCACAAUUACUGCACAAUGUCUUCAAUCAAGAUUCACACUAUGUUUUUUCAUAUUCAGGGGUCGAUUACUGCUUCAUACCUGGCCCGCUCAGAAGAGCUGUCCCUUGAUACCUAUGAGUUUGUAGACUGUGGAGCCAACACCACCACCCCACACAGCUUCAACCCUCCAGGCAGUGAGCAGUGAUGAGCAACAGUCUCAUUAACCCACAACAAGCCCCCUACCUUCACAAUAGCUAAAGUAAUCCAAAUAAUGUUGGCUAUUAAACCUACUGUGAUCAUUUUGAAAAAAAGGGACUUUUCAAGGGAAUUUGAAUAUUAAUUUUAUAGAGUUACAUCAGGAAUUAGCAAAACUGUUAUACAAUUAGUUUUUAAGAAAUAAAACAUUUUGUAUUACUUUAGUAGUAGUACAGUAUAAUCAAGUUACAUAUACUAAUUAUAAUAUAAUUAUUUUAUUAAUGCAAUACUGUAUAUUACUCGCUGUCAUUUCUUUUUUUUUUUUUUUUUACUUUGUGUGGUUGAUUGUGUCUUUAACUUUACUGCAUUUGGUGGCUACAGUAGCAAAACAAAAACCAAAAAACAGUCCUUAACACAGUCUUUAUAUGAACAUGGCCCACAGUAACCAAGAAAACAUUAUUCAUUUUGUUUUAUAAUAAGGGUUAUAAUGUUCUAAUGUCCUCUACAUUUAGUGGCUAUUUAUACGUACUGGUUUUCUGGUAAUAGCUACAGCAAAUUCAUUUGUUGAAAAUUUCUCCAGAGACUGCCCGGAGCACAGCUACACCGCUACAUGCAGACAGUGAUAGUAGAGCAUGUGUUUUCCUUUACCUGAUCCUAGCUAGUACCUUGAUGUUAUUUUUUAGAAGGGUUGCUUUGGGUAGUUUUCUGGCAGCCUGGAGAGAUUGUCAGCUAAUUUGAGAAAAGGUUUAAUGAACAUCCAACUUAAUAAAAACAGUCCUGAAGCAUUCCUUAAAACAGCUGAUGAAUGAAACCUAGCCAAGAAACUUCCCAGUAUUUUUUUAUUGAACACAAACCAGUGAACGCUGUACUGUGUGUGUAAGUGGCACAAUUUCUGGGAACUUUUAUUCACGUAUAACAUAAGCCAUGUAUCGCAUUAUUUGAAUGGCUUUGCAAAAAUGCUUCUGCAGUUUUUUCCCUUUACUUUUGUCCUGUUUUAUUUUAUAGACAAACAAUUAGCUACUGCAGAAGUAACUAGAACAUUGCUUUUAUAGUUCAAAAUAUUUGUAUCAGUGUGAAGAGUGUCCUGUCUCUGUCUGGCAAAUGUUCCAUGGAGAAGUGGAUUCUGAACAGAUAGAGCAUGCGGUGUGACAGUUGAGUCAUGCUUAUUAUACUGGCCGACUGGUCAUGCUUUCUCUCCAUUCUCCCGUGCCCGCUCCUUCUCUUAUUAUUUGCACUUACUGUAAACUGUACUUAAAUAUUAAUCAUUGUAAUAUCGUACUGCCCUGUAACACCUAUAAGUUGCCUUUGAUAAAGGUGUCUGCCAAAUAAAUAAAUAAACAAAUAAAUAAAUAA